This is a messenger RNA of Alosa alosa (allis shad), 557 nucleotides long. It is a transcript of the gene rpl23a, whose product is annotated as ribosomal protein L23a. Bases 33 to 500 code for a protein of 155 amino acids. Lineage: Eukaryota; Metazoa; Chordata; Actinopteri; Clupeiformes; Clupeidae. Gene Ontology annotation, molecular function: rRNA binding; structural constituent of ribosome. The transcript is spliced from 2 exons. Gene Ontology annotation, biological process: ribosomal large subunit assembly; translation. The record is from RefSeq and is a predicted model, not a curated record. Gene Ontology annotation, cellular component: ribosome; cytosolic large ribosomal subunit.
GGAUCGCAAUUCCCGCACGUGUCCUUUCCGUCAUGGCACCGAAGGCGAAGAAAGAAGCUGUGCCUGCUAAGACCGAGGCUAAGUCUAAGGCCUUGAAGGCCAAGAAGGCUGUUCUCAAAGGAGUACACAGCCAAAAGAAGAAGAAAAUGAGGACUAGUCCAACCUUCCGUCGCCCAAAGACCCUGCGUCUGAAAAGGCAACCCAAAUACCCCAGGAAGAGCGCGCCUCGUCGCAACAAGUUGGAUCACUAUGCCAUCAUCAAAUUCCCACUCACCACAGAGUCUGCCAUGAAGAAGAUUGAGGACAACAACACCCUGGUCUUCAUCGUUGAUGUUAAGGCCAAUAAGCAUCAGAUCAAACACGCUGUCAAGAAGCUGUACGACAUUGAUGUGGCCAAAGUCAACACGCUCAUCAGGCCUGAUGGGGAGAAGAAGGCAUACGUUCGUCUUGCACCAGAUUAUGAUGCAUUGGACGUUGCAAACAAAAUUGGCAUCAUCUAAACUGCUCUUGGUGGUAUAUGCCGAGUGUCAAAAUAAAAUCUAAAAAAAAAAUCUAAA